AUGCUUUGGGUAGGCAGUGCAUGUCUGUGAAGAUGGCGGUGGCUGCGUGGCUUCAGGUUUUGCCUGUCAUUUUUCUGCUUUUGGGAGCUCAGCCGUUCUCAUCGUCGCUUUUUUGUGCAGGACCUGCACCCGUGUCUGCUGCUGACCGUUCCAAGUGGCACAUUCCGAUGCCAUCGGGGAAGAAUUAUUUUAGUUUUGGAAAGAUUCUUUUCAGAAAUACUACUAUCUUAUUGAAAUUUGAUGGAGAACCUUGUGAUCUGUCUUUGAAUAUAACCUGGUUUCUGAAAAGUGCUGAUUGUUACAAUGAAAUCUACAACUUCAAGGCAGAUGAAGUAGACACAUACUUGGAAAAUCUUAAGGAUAAAAGAGGCUUAUCUGGAAAAUACCAGACAUCAUCAAGAUUGUUCCAGAACUGUAGUGAACUCUUUAAAGCACAGAGCUUUUCUGGAGAUUUUAUGCAUCGACUGCCUCUUUUAGGAGAAAAACAGGAGGCUAAGGAGAAUGGAACUAAUCUUACCUUUACUGGAGACAGAACUGCAAUGCAUGAACCAUUGCAGACUUGGCAAGAUGCACCCUACCUUUUUAUUGUGCAUGUUGGCAUUGCACCCUCAAAGGAAUCAUCAAAAGAAAGUUCAUUGAGUAAUCUUUUCACCAUGACUGUUGAAGUGAAGGGUCCCUAUGAAUACCUUACUCUUGAAGACUACCCAUUGAUGAUUUUUUUCAUGGUGAUGUGUAUUGUGUAUGUCCUGUUUGGUGUUCUCUGGCUGGCGUGGUCUGCUUGCUACUGGAGAGAUCUCCUAAGAAUUCAGUUCUGGAUUGGUGCUGUCAUCUUUCUGGGAAUGCUUGAGAAAGCUGUCUUCUAUGCAGAAUUUCAGAAUAUCCGAUACAAAGGAGAAUCUGUCCAAGGUGCCUUGAUCCUUGCAGAGCUGCUUUCAGCAGUGAAGCGCUCUCUGGCUCGCACCCUUGUCAUCAUCGUUAGCCUGGGAUAUGGCAUCGUCAAGCCUCGCCUUGGAGUCACUCUUCAUAAGGUUGUGGUGGCUGGAGCUCUCUAUCUUUUGUUCUCUGGCAUGGAAGGGGUCCUCAGAGUUACAGGGUAUUUUUCUUAUUCCCUGGCUCUGUUAGUAAACCUGGCCCUCUCAGCAAUUGAUGCCUGUAUUAUUUUAUGGAUCUUUAUUAGCCUGACUCAAACAAUGAAGCUACUAAAACUUCGGAGGAACAUUGUAAAGCUCUCUUUGUAUCGACAUUUCACCAACACGCUUAUCUUGGCAGUGGCAGCUUCCGUUGUGUUCAUCAUCUGGACAACGAUGAAGUUCAGGAUAGUGACUUGCCAAUCGGACUGGCGGGAGCUGUGGGUGGACGACGCCAUCUGGCGGUUGCUGUUUUCUAUGAUCCUCUUUGUCAUCAUGGUUCUCUGGAGACCAUCAGCAAAUAACCAGAGGUUUGCCUUUUCACCAUUGUCAGAGGAAGAUGAAGAAGAUGAACAAAAGGAACCUAUGCUGAAAGAAAGCUUUGAGGGAAUGAAAAUGAGAAGUACCAAGCAAGAGCCAAAUGGAAAUAGUAAAGUAAACAAAGUACAGGAAGAUGAUUUGAAGUGGGUAGAAGAGAAUGUUCCUUCUUCUGUGACAGAUGUAGCACUUCCGGCCCUGCUAGAUUCAGAUGAGGAACGGAUGAUCACACACUUUGAAAGAUCCAAAAUGGAGUAAAUGAUGAAUACUGCCCAGUUGAAGAUGGCUAAUAUCAGGGGAGAGAUCGCUUCUGUGUCGGUCUAAUACGCUGCUCCAUGGGACUGUAGGAGGCAGUGACAGCCCCAUCUGUUCCUUGAUCUUUGUGCAUGGGAGCUGGCAAGAGGUGUCCCACCGGGAGAACUUCUUUGAAAUAUUCACACGAAGAGAAAAAUCUACAAGCAUCUUAUUUACAACAUUGAUCUCCUUUCACUCCCAAACCUGUCAUGGAUAUUUAUGCAACUUACGUGUUGUUCCUGAACUUUCUGUUUCAGUUGAUUAAUCUGUCAAACUAAAAAAUUUAACAUCUUUUAAAGGACUGUCAUCAGCACCAUAAUAUGUCAUCUGCAGGAUCAACUGCCUGAAAUUUUUAUUUAGAGAGUUGCAUAGGUGAUGGGGAAAGUUGUUGAUUAUCUUCCAGUUUCCUGGGAAGUAAAGGUUACAUCUAGUAGAAGUAGUUUUGAGUAAAAUGAGUCCUUCUGAGUUAAGGAGUUACAGUUCUAUCAGUGAUGAAAAGAGAAAAAGCGAGAGAAAGUAACAUGAUUUUUUUUUUCAAAAAAGCAAAAUCAAGUGCAAUUUUGUUUACAAAUAGUGUAUAUUAAAGAUUUUUCUAUUUCAGAUGUACUUUAAUGAGAAAUAGCAUAACUCUUGACAUCUGAUAUUGUGACACAUCCCAUUGCUGGCAAUGUGGUGCACACUCCAAAACUUUUAACUACUGUUUUAUAAGCCUCCAAGGGCGGCAUUGUAGAGUUGUAGGUAAUGCUUCGUUUGCCUUCAUGCCAUUCUUUGGGAGUUGCACUAGAUACCAAGAGGCCCUCUGUUGAAGUGCUGUGACUAAACGCUGUGCAAGAACUGUCAUGCUCCAGGAGGGUGAGCUUAUAGGAAGAAAACAAGGCCUGUUGGUUUCUCAAACAGUUAUUCUUGCAUGAAGUAGUAUGGAGGCCCUGGACUGCUGCUCAUUUUUAAAGAUUGACUGUUCUAGUACCUGGUGUUCGUUUAGAGAUUGCUUAUAAGGGACAUUUGAAGGUGAUGGGAUUCACUUGAAGCACUAUAUUUUCAGUUUUAAUGGUUUUGUCCAGUUUUCCCUUCCCAAGACUUUUGUUCUACAUGAAAAGUUCAUGCCACUUUUUAAUAUAAAAAUUUUAACAAAAAUAA
Messenger RNA from Jaculus jaculus (lesser Egyptian jerboa), 2876 nucleotides. It is a transcript of the gene Tmem87a, whose product is annotated as transmembrane protein 87A. NCBI's taxonomy places the organism in Eukaryota, Metazoa, Chordata, Mammalia, Rodentia, Dipodidae. The record is from RefSeq and is a predicted model, not a curated record. Bases 21 to 1703 code for a protein of 560 amino acids. Gene Ontology annotation, biological process: retrograde transport, endosome to Golgi. Gene Ontology annotation, cellular component: Golgi apparatus; Golgi cisterna membrane. The transcript is spliced from 20 exons.